UGAAGGUACUUAUUCUAUGUGUUUAUAAAAAUCGUGAGGACGAAGUCCAGAAGUCCCUUCCCUGGAAACUUCGUCGAGAUGGCUGAACGGCUGAAGACCAUCCGCAACCACCUGUGUCAGAGCAGAGUUGCUCUGCCGACGACACACGAGACAACAGCCCAGCUGUCGAUGCCCAGUGAUCAGUUUGAGUACACAUUACAGUCACCGUUACUUAGCAAUGAACAACGGGCAGCUUACGAGAAAGAUGGAUUCCUGGUCAUCAAAGGACUAGUUCCUAAAGAGGACCUAGAGAGAUAUAGGGCCCAGUUUGAGAAGAUCUGUCGUAAUGAAGUCAAUGUUCCUGGUAUCACCAUCAUGCGUGACAUCACCAUCGCCAAGACGGAGUAUGUCGCUGAUCAGAAGGCCAUAACAAAAGUUCAGGACUACCAGAACGACGAGGUCCUCUACAGCUACUGCACCAAACCAGAGAUUGUCGACUAUGUGGAAGCCUUCGUCGGUCCCAAUGUCAAAUCUAUGCACACCAUGCUCAUCAACAAACCACCAGAUCCAGGCAUGAAGUCAUCCCGUCACCCCAUGCACCAGGAUCUGUACUACUUUCCCUUCCGACCGGCCAAACGGGUUGUGUGUUCCUGGACCGCCAUGGAGAGAGUGGACAGAAAGAAUGGCUGUCUGGUGGUACUGCCUGGUACCCAUAAAGGGAAAUUACUGAAGCAUGAUUACCCACAAUGGGAGGGUGGUGUUAACAAAUAUUACCACGGUGUUCGUGACUACGAUCCCAAGGCCCCCAGAGUCCACCUCGUCAUGGAACCAGGAGACACUGUCUUUUUCCACCCACUGUUGAUCCAUGGGUCUGGCAUGAACAGGACAGAGGGGUUCAGAAAGGCAAUAUCCUGCCACUACUGUAGCAGUGACUGUCAUUUUGUGGAUGUGAAGGACACAGUUCAGCAAACCAUUGCAGAUGAAAUUGCAGAAAUGGCCAACAAGAAAUACGGCAUUGCUAAGGAAGAUGUUGACUUCACGGCGAUUUGGAAAAUGAGAAGCAGAGACAUCAGAGGGACCUCAACAUGGUGAAGUGACCCCAAGAACAAUUGUACCUGCCCACCCUUAAAACUACAGUAAACUGGUCUAGAUCAGAGAACAGAAGAGUCUAAAAGCCAGGAUGGUGGACAAAAAAUUGUGAAACUUAAAUUAUGUAUCAUAAAACAGUGAUUUGUUUCUGAUUUUGUUGAUUAGAAGAUGGUAAACAAACUCAAUACAUUUCAACAAGACUUCUGAUGCUGACACUUGAAAAUUGUCAAUUUGGAAAUAUCUGUGACUCAAAGUUCACCAAACGUUUUCUGAUGAAAAUGUGCCUGUGUCUUUCAUAAUUUAAUGUGAUGUGAAACAAUGGUUAUCUGUACUAUCACACUGACUCGCUUUAUUAAUUGAUGCAAAGACGUCUGAUGACAGUAUUUCAUAAAAGAAAUGAUAAAAAUGGUCCAUAUGUUGUGUUGUCUUCCCGUUCCCAGAAACUAGAAACCAGUAGUGUGAAUGUUGACAAUGUAUGACCGGAAGUGAAUGCUACAGGAAAUAACCACUACAUUCUAGAAGUAUGACUCUUGUCAGUGUAUAAUUGGAAAUCAGUUCUGUUUCUGUUGCUGUUCAUCAAAGAUAGUUAGGCUUUAUUCCUCAGAAAAAACCCAAAUGAUAAACACCAUAAAGCAUGUCUCCAAAGACUUGUGCAGUUAUUUAAAAUGUUAAUACCAUUUCAUUUUUUUUAUUUAGAGAAACCUUAAUCAUAUUGGAUUUUGUGAGUGUAAAACAAUAUCCCCAAAAAUCUAUUGUUUCUCUGUCCAACUUUCUUUAAUUUUCCUAUCAAAACAUGACAUACCUAAAUAUGUAUUUUAUCAUUACCCAUCACUGUUGGUAAUAACUGGGGGUUAUGAUUGAAGUUUUAAUUUCAUACAGAAUGUUGUAUCAUUUUACUGUUACACUCAUGCAAGUCGAUGUAUAUGCCUCUGUACCAUUACCUCAAAAACUGACGAGAAUGAUGAUGUAUUUGUGAAUUGGGCCAGUUAACAUGAUGUAUAGUAAAUAGGGAUAUUUUUUUGUAGGUACCUUUUUGCAGAGUUUCUCUAAAAUAUUGUUAUUCAAAAAAUUGUAAACAUUAAAACUGAGAAUUUGUUUAAUGAUUGGUGAACUUGUACAGAAAAUGUCAGAUAGGUAUUACAGUGCCUCUACAGCAGUGGGACUGGGUACCUGAUCAAGUGAAUAUCUGCUUUAGUGUUAUAACCUUGGACCCAUCUGUUCAAAGUUUGGUUUGCUUAAAGACAACUUAACACAAAAUUUAAACUAUCAUUAUAUCUUCAAUGUUGAAUUGAUCAUCUACUGAUAACAAACACUAAAAUAUUGUAAAUGUUUACAUAGUUCUCAAACAUCUUUUUUUUUAAUAUUUGCGUGAACAGCUGGUUAAGCUAACCAGACUUUGAACAGAUUAGUUCAGGGCUCUAUAAUAUAAUGUAUUGUUAGUUUGCAGUUGUAAUUUAUUGAUAAAAUAAUGAUGUGAUGAAUUUGUUAUUAAAG
This is a messenger RNA of Mizuhopecten yessoensis (Yesso scallop), 2562 nucleotides long. RefSeq names its product phytanoyl-CoA dioxygenase, peroxisomal-like. NCBI's taxonomy places the organism in Eukaryota, Metazoa, Mollusca, Bivalvia, Pectinida, Pectinidae. The transcript is spliced from 8 exons. The record is from RefSeq and is a predicted model, not a curated record. The coding region runs from base 79 to 1071 and encodes 330 amino acids. Gene Ontology annotation, biological process: fatty acid alpha-oxidation. Gene Ontology annotation, molecular function: phytanoyl-CoA dioxygenase activity.